ACAGCACUGCUCCCUGGUCAUUGAAUUUUUGGACGCAAUCGGAGAUUUCAAACUAGAAGACAUGGAUCAGGACGUGGUGGAUUUCAUCAUCAAAACGUGGCAAGCUGGAAUGUAACAAGUAAAUGAUGGAAUGUGGAAUCCGAAUAGAAAUUGACACUACUCUGUAUUACGAAUUCUAAUUCAAUCUGAAGACGAACACAGCCGCCCAUGGAAGAUGCUGUUCUCCUCUUUGAUAUUACCUUAACCUCUCUUUCUCAAAACCGUAGAUGCCCGCGCGCUCUAUCCGAACCUUCGGCAUUUUCCUGCGUCGUCAUCUAGCAGUUUUUGGAGUUGAAUAAAGGCUGAUACGUGAAUACGACCUGUGUUAGGGUAUGAUUCCUUUUUAUCCGAAAGUUGCAAUUGUUUCCAUCGGCAGUAACAUGACGUGCAUCGACUUAAGUAUUGUUAUUGUUCGUGAUUGUAUCGAAUGAACCUCUGGUAGUUGGAAGUUUUUAAUCGAUGCAGGAGUGUCAAUAAAUUUGCGUUAUUCGUAGAAUAUAUGAAAUGGGGCAAUCGCCGGGAUUCGAGGUGGUAAUUCUCGCCGGAGGCAAAGGUUCUCGUCUUGGAGAGCUUGCCGUUGUGAAGGAAAAGCCCCUGCUACCGAUAGCAAAUCGGCCUAUGAUUUAUUAUCCUUUGAAGCUCGCGCAAGAUGCUGGCUUUCCAAGUGUCCAUGUAAUUUGUCAAGAAAGCGUGAAGACGUCCAUCAAAGCUAUCCCAGGGAAGUUCGGGCUCACGUUGGAGCUUAUAUGUCACUGUUUGGCAUCCGAUACUGACUUCGGGACGGUGGAUGCACUGAAACAAAUUUCAACCUCGCUUUCGGCGCCAGAACUAAUCAUUCUCAGCUGUGAUUUGAUCACUACGGUCCCACUCCGGAAGCUUGUAAACGAGCACGCUGUUAGAGAAUCGGCCAUCACAGCGUUGUUCACGAGAAACGUGGACCCCCAAGAUAACGUCGUCCCCGGGCAGAAAGCCAAGUUCGUUCCUGAGAAUGAUUUGAUUGGGAUUGAUGAGGAAACCGGUAGGCUUGUGUUUAUGACUUCGAAAGCUGAUCUGGAAGAGACUUUUCCCGUUCGAAUUGCUGAAAUAUCUGCAUAUCCGAAGUUAUGGGUAUCCAGUUCUUUAGCAGAUGCACAUGCCUACAUCUUCAAGCGGUGGGUGUUCGAUUAUUUGGUAUCCUCCAAUCUAUCUAUGCUGAAAGCGGAAUUCAUACCACACGUUGUGCGGAAGCAGUUUGAAAAACCAACGUCUUUCAAGGACUUCGCCGACAAUACGCGAGAUGAAGUUGGAAACGGCAGAUCAUCAUUGGCCUCUGCCGAUAUUUUUCCUUUUGUUCCGAGAGAAAGAGAAACGGAGGAAUUGAGGGAAAUGUCCGCAUUAUGGGAAUACGCGGGUAACAGACUGCGCAAGCACCUGGAUGCGGUCAACAAAAUCCGGUGCUAUGCCUGCAUCGUAGAUUCUGAACUAUGCAUCAGAGGGAACAACUUGCUAACGUAUUUGAAGGCAAAUCUGGAAGCUUCAACAGUUUUGAAACGAUCGGAUCCAAGUUUUGAACCGAUUCAUCCAUCUGUUAAUGCAUCAUCCAGACUUCGACAACAGCUUGCCUCUUCAUGCAUCGUUGGUGAUGAAACUUCCAUCGCAGAUAAGGUGUCAGCAAAACGUUCUGUGAUCGGCUCCAAGUGUAAACUCGAGGAUAAGUCGAAAAUUGUCGAUUCGCUCCUGGCGGAUGAGUGUCUCAUUGAAGGAAGUUGUGGAGGAUUUGAAAGCAAGUUUUAUUCGGCAGAUUUAAUAAGUUGUGAGCGCGUGAAAAUGGCGAUUGUUCCCGGUAAGAAGCCUAAGAUCGUCAAGAAGCGCACUAAGCACUUCACAAGGCAUCAAAGCGACCGUUAUGUAAAAGUGAAGAGCAACUGGAGGAAGCCUCGCGGUAUUGACAAUCGUGUUAGGAGGAAGUUCAAGGGCCAGUACAAAAUGCCGAAGAUCGGUUAUGGCUCUGCCCGCGCCACGCGACACAUGUUGCCCGACGGUUUUCGAAAAGUUGUUGUCAACAACGUCAGGGAACUAGAAGUUCUGAUGAUGCAGAACAAGAAAUACUGUGCCGAGAUCGCUCAUGCGGUGUCGUCCAAGAAGCGGAAACUGAUCGUUGAACGUGCCCAACAACUAGCUAUCAAGGUCACGAACCCGAAUGCCAGACUGCGGGGCGAAGAGCACGAGUAAAUUGGGAAAUGAAAUGAAGUGUUUUUCGUUCUCGGAAAAA
Messenger RNA from Notodromas monacha, 2290 nucleotides. Lineage: Eukaryota; Metazoa; Arthropoda; Ostracoda; Podocopida; Cyprididae. The record is from the annotation of a GenBank genome assembly.